This is a messenger RNA of Pelodiscus sinensis (Chinese soft-shelled turtle), 3209 nucleotides long. RefSeq names its product RAB7B, member RAS oncogene family (gene RAB7B). Lineage: Eukaryota; Metazoa; Chordata; Testudines; Trionychidae. The record is from RefSeq and is a predicted model, not a curated record. Gene Ontology annotation, molecular function: GTP binding; GTPase activity. Gene Ontology annotation, biological process: endosome to lysosome transport; phagosome-lysosome fusion. Gene Ontology annotation, cellular component: lysosome; late endosome; phagocytic vesicle.
AACCUUCCCCCCUGCUUCUGUCUGCUGGCAAAAAGCAGCGGGGAAGAGGAGGGGAAACAUAAAUAUACGCUCAGAGAAUCUGUGAGUUCAGAGCCUCCUCUCACUUGACUCUUUCCUCGUCAGGAAGCUAAGUAAAGGGAAGAAAGGAAGAGCUGUAGCUAGCACUGAGGGAUAGCUGAUGGCCUGUAGGUGCCACUAGAAUCCCUUCCACUGGAGGAUAUCACAGGGUGAACACCACAAUCGGUUCAGUACUGCUCCGUGAUGUCCUGCCCUGCACCAUGGAAUGGUGAACCCUUCUACUGGCCAAAAAAAGAAUGAGUCACCCCUGGAAUGGAAGCAUGAUGAAUCAUCACCUCUUCAGGUUCCCUUCAUGGAUUCCAGCAGGAAAGUGGAUUUGAAGAUAAUUAUCAUAGGAUCACUGGGCGUGGGGAAAACCUCCCUCCUGCACCAGUUUGUGCACAAGACAUUCUAUGAAGAUUAUCGGACUACCCUGGGAGCCAGCAUCCUCUCCAAGCACAUCACGGUGGACAACAACCCUCUCAAGCUGCAGAUCUGGGACACGGGGGGGCAGGAACGGUUCCGGUCCAUGGUGUCAACGUUCUACAAGGGCUCGGACGGCUGCAUGCUGGCCUUCGACGUCACAGACCGGGACUCCUUUGAGUCCUUGGAUGACUGGAGAGAGGACUUCCUGGAGAAGAUUAUCCCCACAGAGCAGGACUUCCCCAUGGUGGUGCUGGGAAAUAAAAUCGACUUAAAGGAACGGCAGGUGCCCAAGGAGACAGCCUCGUCCUGGUGCAAAGAAAAGGACAUCCCGUAUUUCGAAGUCAGUGCCAAGAACGAUAUCAACGUAGUACAGGCCUUUGAGACGCUCGCAAGGCAGGCCCUGUCGAGGUACCAAGGGAUUCUCGAAAACUACCUAACAGACUCCAUCAAGCUCACUCCUGAUGACCAGCCCAAGAAGAAAUGCUGCUGAAUGGGACAUUUGGGGACUGCUGACAUGCCUCUGAGUCCUCACUCAGCACUGAAAUCGCUGACCCGAGCCCAUUCACUUCUGUUUUUGUGUUCAGCCAUGGGGGAUGACCACAGCAAUCCGGUUUCACAUUUCACAGCCAACCUAGCAACUCAUGACAUGUAGAGAGCAUCCAUGUUCCCUGUGAGCAGGGCACUUGUGCGGCCGCUCAGGAGAGAUUCAGAUGCUGCCCAGCUGAUUAGUAGAGCACCCACAACUGGGUUUUGUGUUUCAACGGAUGGUGCACAUUUUCACAGGUGCACAUACAAAAUUAUUCUGCACAUGGAUGAAAGAGAUAAGAGGGAACAUUGCUGAGCACACUGAGAAGACGAGCCUUUUCUCUACGUGCUUAGAUUGGACCAAUCCAGCCAGAUCACAUCGGGCUGCUCCUGUGUAUUGGGGCCCCUACUGCUUCAUUAACCUGCUAAACCCCCCUCUAAAUCUGGCUCUGCUCAAAGCCUAGUAGAGGUAACCCAGCUGCCUCCUCAGGGUGCUGGCUGGCUCAGUGACCUCCCUCACCUGCUAUCUCUCUGCUCCAGUUACACCUGUUGACACUCAAGCAGGUCACCGUGGCUCACCCUCUGGCACCUGCACAUGCCUGAACUGACAGUGCUGAGCUAGGCAGGGCUGUGUGGUCAGUGCCCUACAGGCUGGGCCUCCCUAGAGAAUGUAAUCUGCCUCCCUGCUAUGUGAAGGCAAACCAGAGCCAUUUGUUCACCAGAUACCCAAUCUUUAAGGUCACACCUCCACAGUCUGCACUUGAUAUAAAACAGGCGUAAGCUAUUUAGCCCCAAGGGAGGGAAGAGUAGAUGGAUUAUUGGUCAAAGCACAGGCCUGGCAUGGGGGAGGGCAAUAAAAUGACCGCUGUUUGCCAGGGUUAGCCCCUGGAGGGCUGCUAUUGUUAUAUUUACCUGCGCUUCUGUUCCCAGCCCAUGGGAGCUGUGGGAAGUGGUGUGGACUGUGACAUCACUUCCCGCAGUUCCCAUUGGCCGGGAACGAUGAUCCGCAGCCAACAGGAGCAGCAAUCCCCUGUACCUGCGGAGGCGCAGGUAAAUAUAGCAGUGGCAGCCCACCAAGGGCUGAUCCUGGUGAUCCGGAUCCGGUCCACAGGCUGGUAUUUGCCCACCACUGCCCUAGGCGUAACCUCUCUGUGCCUCCGUUUCUCCCCAUCUGUGACAGGGGAGGGGGGUGAUAACACUUUCCCACCCAGAGAUGAAGUUGUUUCUGUAACACGUUUUGGCAGUGAGCCGUGCUGUGUAGUGUUAUCAACAGGGUUCUUUUUUAAAAGGAAUCCUUUUCAAGGGAGGCUGUGGGGGCUAGUGGUUAGUGUACUAGGUCAGGUCUCAGGGGACUUGGUUCUAUUCUGAGCUCAUCCACUGGCCUGCUGGGGAAGCCAGCCACUUCACCUCCUUGUGCCUCGGUCUCCCCGUAUACUCUCCUUUGUAAAGCACUUUGAGACCGAUUGAUGAAAGGUGCUAGGCAAGAGCUAGACAUGAUUUCUAUUUUAUUAUUAUUAAUCCUAGCUAAAGGAUCAGAUUUUGGCCCAAAAAGCAAGGUGCUCAAGCAGCAUGUGAAAAGGGAAAAUGCAGGGAAGAGCACAUAUGGCAUCCGUGCAGAUCUGUGACUCACCAGGUCUCCCUGCCCAAGUGCCUGGAUUUUGGUCUCCAUUCAGGCAUGAUGUCCUGUUUUCUGUUUUUCUUGGCCUAUGAGAUACAGCUGCAUCUUUAGGUGCUAAAGGCCGAAGGGCUGGACUAAGCUGCGCCCAUAACGUGGAAUUGACCCCUGAAUGUAGGAUUUUCAGUGAUCCCAGGAGCAGCCAGAGGGAAAGCUGCACAUUCCUACCUCUCGGGGGUGCUCCUUGGCACUUUUAGUUGAUGGGUGUGAGCAGCAGAAGCAUUUGCCACAUGAAACAUGGGCAACGCUUGUGGCAUUGGUGAAACCCUGGUUACCCCGGCAGUGACACUCACAAGAGGACAAGCAGCUGGCUGGGGCCAGAAGGGGACUGACGCCCCAAGGAGAAGUGGACCUCUCGCAUAUACCCCGACACGGACCAAGAUCCCUUCACGUACACCCAGACAUAGGUCAUGCUGCUGAAGGUUUAUGGCCCUGUGUGCCCAAAGCUACCUUAGAGGAAUGUUCGGAGAGGACCACAAAAACCCUGUUAAUUUAAAACAUUCCCCAAGUAAAAAGUUUGCUGUGA